CUCUCUCUCUCUGCAUCUUCGUACAUGUAAACCUCUGUAGGGAAUAGAUAAUAUCUGAACUUGGCUGAACUUAUUUUGUUGGAAUUGGCCGAGUCGUUGGUGGUAAACCGGUGAUGACUCGGCGGUGUUCUCAUUGUAGUAACAACGGACACAACUCACGGACGUGUUGGUCAAGAGCAGGAGGUGGCGGUGGUGGCUGUGUGAAGUUGUUUGGUGUUAGACUUACAGAUGGGUCUAUCAUCAAGAAGAGUGCGAGUAUGGGGAAUCUUUCUGCUCACUACCAUUCGUCUUCCUCCGCCGCUGCUUCACCCAAUCCGAGCUCGCCGUCGUCGUACCCUCUUCAUGACCCAGUUUCUACACCCGAUGGAUACUUGUCCGACGACCCGGCUCAUGCAUCUUGUUCCACCAAUCGCCGUGCCGAACGCAAGAAAGGCAUUCCUUGGACAGAAGAGGAGCAUCGGCUGUUCCUACUUGGUCUCCAGAAGUUGGGGAAAGGAGACUGGCGUGGUAUAUCACGAAAUUUUGUCACAUCGAGGACUGCUACCCAGGUAGCAAGCCAUGCCCAGAAGUAUUUUAUUCGACAGAGUAAUGCUACUCGAAGGAAGAGAAGAUCCAGCCUUUUUGAUAUGGUUCCAGAUAUGACCACAGAUCCACCACCAGUGCCUGAAGAACAAUUUAUGCUCCCUCCGCCUGAAGAAGUAGAAGACGAUGAUGAGAACUUGCUCCCUUCUUUAAAUCUCUCUCUCAGGACCGAUUGUGAAUCCAUGGAAGUGGCUACCCUUGAAAUGGUUGAAGAAGCCAAUGAAGUUGCAACAUCUUCAGCUGAAAUUCCACCGGUGAUUCCUUCAUUCUUUCCGGUUUAUUUACCAGUCCCAUUUCCGUUAUGGCCACCAAAUGCAGUGCCCCUUGAAGAUGACAAAGGAGCAGAUACGUCUCAUCAUCAGGUUCUAAAGCCGAUUGCAAUCCUCCCCAAAGAUCCUGUCAACGUGGAUGAAUUAGUGGGCAUGUCCCAGCUUAGUCUAGGAGAGACUGAAGCUAACCAUAUGGUUCCUUCACCCCUCUCCCUAAAAUCACUUGGAGAACCUUCAAGGCAAUCAGCAUUUCAUGCAAGCACUCCCGUCAAUGGUCAGAUAUAAGUUAGGGCAAGAGUAGUGCAAUCCAAGCAGUUUGAAGUAGGCUUGAAGGAACUGUUUUUUCUAGGCAAAUUUUCUUUUUUUACAGUUACAUUUUGUUUCAUGUUAUCCUUUCUAUGUUUCUGUAAUUUAGUGACUCUCCAAAAGCAAGUUAGAUUAAUUCAUAUAGAAAUCACUAUUCUUUUAACCUUAGACACCUAUGAGUUGAAAUAAUCGCAUAACUACUAUCUUUUUCUAUGUACGAUAGA
Ilex paraguariensis (yerba mate) is the source of this 1381-nucleotide messenger RNA. The record is from the annotation of a GenBank genome assembly. Lineage: Eukaryota; Viridiplantae; Streptophyta; Magnoliopsida; Aquifoliales; Aquifoliaceae.